CAUGAGUUCACUUCUGGUCGGUACUUUGUAGAUCUUGUUGCAUUUUUCGACGACCGAUUGGACUUAUAUUACUAUUAGGUAAUUCGCGAAUAGAGUGAAGGCGCGGAUCUGUGCGAAAUUGACGGACUUAAGUGCAGUUUUUUGUUUUCGCGAUUAUCUCAUUAAUUAAAGGUCUAGAACGCGCCAUGGCGGCGUGGAGUUCAGGGCUGCAGCAAUCAGCCCUGUUGAUGCUGUUCCUCACGUUAAUGUCUGCAUACGUAGUACAUGCCGCUCCUCUGUCCGAGCAGAGCACAGGAAUUGAGUCACGUUCAAAAACGCAGGGAUGUUACUAUAACUUCCAGCAUUACGAUGAGGGAGACAGAAUUUUAACAAACGAGCCUUGCCUAAACUGUACUUGCCACAAUGAAAUGCUCAUGUGCUACCUCCGAGUCUGUCCGUUCACCAAAGCCAUCGGGCAAGACUGCAAAACGGAGAAACGCCCCGAUCAGUGUUGCCCCGUUAUCAAGUGCCCCGAAGUACCUGUAAAGCUUAUGCCAUCAACAACUCCGUCCACCGCAGUUGGACACUUAAACGAGUACGGCUGUUUUAUCGAGAACAGGUUUUACUCAGACGGUGCCAGAGUUCCUUCCAACCCAAAUAAGCCCUGUGAGCUUUGCUACUGCAUCCGAAACCGUACGGCUUGCGUUAUGCAACAGUGCACACUCGAAAUCGAAGAUUGUAGGCCCGUGUAUCAAGAAGGUGUCUGCUGCCCGGCGAGGUACGAUUGUGAACACCCCGAACAAAACCUUCUCGAAACGACAACAACGACCACCGAAAGAACGACACCAAGCCUAAUCACGACGACCAUGUUCCCAGGUCCUAAAGAUUGUACCUUCGAAAAUAACUUGUACGCCGACGGCGCCCUUAUAAAGAGCGACAUUCCGUGCGAGCGCUGCUAUUGCAUGAAAGGAGACGUUAUGUGCGCUGUACAAAAAUGUAACCCCACGCCGCUGGAAAAAAUUAACUGUACAGCGUUACCGCCACGCGACGGUGAGUGUUGCCCUGACACCUACGACUGUGACAAUUUAAUCGAAGAAGAACUCACCACUUUAAUCUACGACGUUACCACGCCUUUACCUGAAAUUGUUCCUAAUGAAGUUGACAAAACUGCAACAACAUCUAGAACGGAAGAGAUACCAACAGUGCGACCACUAGAAGAAACCGAAGAGCCCUCUCAACCGACUACUGAAAGUGAACAUCCUGCAGUAGAAGGUCACGUGCCCAAGUUAGAUGAAGGCGAUUCCACACCGGCUCCGUCUGCACCAACCGAAGUUAUAACUGAAGGAUUUUUGACGUCAUCUGCCGAAGACAUGACCCAAGCUCAUGCCCAAGUUACUCAAAAACCAGAACCCUUAACUACUAUGCUGCCCGAACAAGAGCCGCCAACGACUCAAGUCGUGCCUGACCACACCAAGGCACCGCAAACAGAAGAAGAACAACCCACGACACCCAGGCUUCCUCCACGAUUUGGAGAGGAGGAAACAACGCCGUCUGAGGAAGGUAAAGAGGAACCUAAGCCAACAACUCUACAGCCUUCCGAUACCGAAUCGAGCCCUACCGUCAGCCAAUUCAUAACAGAAGCGACAGCUGGCCCUGGUGUUGAGAGUACAAAGGCGCCAGUUCCAGAGGAACCGGAAAAGGCUGCGGAAACUAGUGUUCCAGAAUCGACCAAAGCUCCCGAAGAAGCUAAGACCACAACUGCCAUGCCAAGUGAAGCCACAAAGUCGCCUGAAGAUGACAAACAAGGAUCACCAGUCCCAACUGCCACAGUCGAGGAAGAGGAGGGAAAAGCCACAACUGUACAACCUGAACCUUCUCAUCCAGUCGGUACGGUAAAACCAUUGGAGGAGGAAUCCACUGACGGUGAAGUGACACAAGCAUCAAAAUUGCCCCAAGACAAACAUACUACCUCUGGAAGUGUCGAACUCACCACCGCAUCUAUAGAAACUGAGGAACCUGAAAAGGCGACAGACGAAAAACAAUUAACCACUCCAGUACCUGAAGUAACCCAACCUCACGAGGAAGAUAAGGAACCGGCCUCUGUUAGGCCACUUGAGCCCGAGGUAACAAAAGCGCCGGAAGGUGAGAGUGAAGAAGAUGUAUCUGCCAACACAAUCGGUCCGUUAGAGCACGAAUUAACUAAAUCGCCCGAAGAUAAAGAUUUGGCCACGGCGGAAACUAAGGCGCCCGUCAAGGAAGGUACUACAAGCAGACCAGUUGAACCAACUCCAGGCGACGAGGAAAGACCAACUGAAGCCAGCAAAGAAGAGGAGGCGACAAGUGCAAAGGAACCAGAGGAAGCAGCGACAACAGUUUCACCGACCGGGCUUCCGCCUCAGAAGGAAGUAGAGCAAGCGCCUGAAAAGGAAGAGGAGCACAUGACCACGGUACCUCAAGUAUCGGUUACCGAGCCUGAGAAGGAGCUCCCACACUCAGAAACUCCAACGGCAACGUUGCCCGAAGGCACGAAGAUGCCAGAAAAAGAAGGCGAACAGACUACUCCCGCAAUUCUUCCAGAAAAGGAACACGGAACGAAAGCUCCGGAAGCGCCUGAAGAUGUGACCAAAGUACCCGCUGUGGAAGCUACUGAAAUUCCGGAUUUAGGUGUCAGGGGUCCUGAAGAGACUACAUCUCAGGAAGAAGUAACAAAGGCUGCUGAAGAAGAAGCGACAAAAUCGUCAAUCGCACAAGAGACAGAGGCACCAAUUGAAAAGGAGACGACUAUGCCGAAAGAAGGAGCUCCAAAAGUACCUGCGGCACCCGAGCAAGAAUCAUCAGUUAUUCCAGAAGAAUCUUCCAAAGCACCAGAAGCCGAAGCUACAGUCGCGGAACAUGUGACGAAAGGACCAGAAGACGCUACAAAGGUGCCCGAGGAAGUACCUACUGCUACCAAGCUUCCAGAAGAAGUAACCGAGGCACAUGUAUCACAUAUCCAAGAAGAAGUAACAAAGGUGCCAGAAGAAGAGCCGACUGAAGGACCGAAAGAAUCCACACCACUUCAUGGUGAAGAAGAAGGAACUAAAGCAACGACGCAUAUUCCAGAGGUGGAGGUAACAAAGGCCCAAGAAGAGCCUGAAAAGGCGGAAGAAGGAACGAAGGCACCUGAAGCUGUAACAACAAUGGAGGCCACAAAAAUGCGUGACGAGGUAACAGAAGAAAUUACGAAAGCAUCUGAGGCAAUCGAACCUACCAAGGUACCAGAAGUCACUGAGUUACCAGACGAUGUAACUAAAGCUCACGAAGAAGCGGCAACAAAGAGUCCAGAAGCAAUUGAACCUACCAAGGUACCAGAAGUCACUAAAUUACCAGACGAUGUAACUAAAGCUCACGAAGAAGCGGCAACAAAGAGUCCAGAGGGCCCAGCGACAGUGUUACCCGAAAAAGAGGAACCAGAAACUAGCGCCCCAGAAGAAGGUACCAAAGGCCCCGAAGUAGUAACGAGUGUGCCAAAAAUAGAAAAAACAACUACAGCACCGGAAGAAGCAACGAAACUACCAGAAACGACAGCACCAGAAAGUGAACCAACAGAAUCUACUGAAGGCGAAACGAAAGCUGCUGAAGUAACUAAAGCACCCGCAAUCGAAGAAACUUCAGCGGCAGGAGAAAGUGAAAAGGAAUCGGAAAGACCAACCUUUGCUCCCGAGGAAGCGACUAAACAUCCUGAAGAAACUAGCAAAGUACCAGUAACCGAACCGACUAAAGGGUCUGAGGGAGAAAUAACAAAGGCUGGUGAAGAAGUGACGAAAGCACCGGAACCUGAAUCAACGCACGUUCCAAAAGAGGAGGUUACGAAGUUGCCUGAACAGGUAACUAAGGAGGCAGAGAUAGAAACCAAGGCACCCGAAGAAGUCACCAAGGCCGAAGAAGUAAUUACAGAGUCACCCGAAGUAACAAAAGAAGUGUCUCCAACAGAAGCUCCAGAAGACGUAAGUGAACCAGCAAAAACACAUGACGAAGCAACGAAGGCUCCCGAAGUAGUAACUGAGGUUUCACAAGAAGUAACCAAAGGUCCAAUUGAAUCUCCCAAGGAACAUGAACCUGAACAACCAACAAAGGGUCCCGAAGAGAUAACAGAAGCGCCUAUAGAAGAAAUAAGCAAAGUUCCCGAAGAGAAGAUUAAAGAAUCAGAAUACGCAACUAAAGCACCUGAAGCCACGACGGUACCAGUUGAAGAAGCAACCAAACCAGAGGACAAGGAAACAAUGCGUCCAGUAGCGGUCACUGAAGCACCAGACUCUGCAGCUACAGGGGAAGUAACGAAGGAAAGUGAAACCAAGACACCUGACGUCACCGUACCUCCAGCUGAAAAGGUAACAAAACCAGAACAACAACCAACUAAAAUUCCGGAAGUGGAAACAGAAAGUACAGUUCAAAUUACCGAAGCACCGCAUACGGAAGCGACAGUAGAAGUUACAAAAUCUGCGGAAGAACUCACCAAACUACCAGAAGCAGUGUCAACCGAAGCUUCGGUUGAGACCACCAAAACAUCCGAACACGCAACAGAAACGGCGGAGCCAGUUGAAAAGGAAGGUACCAAAGAGCCGGAACAUAUAACAAAAGCACCUGAAGAACUAACAAAGGCGCCUGGAGCUGAUUUAACAAAAUCUCCAGAAGAGGAACAAACACAAGCACCGGAACAUGAAAAACAAACAAAGGGGCCAGAAAGUACACCGGCUCCUGAGGGAUUGACGAAAGAACCUGCAGUUCCAGAAGUGGAAGUAACCAGUGCCAAGGGCCUUGAGGAUACAACGAAACUUCCCACUGAAGAAAUUACCAAAAUUCCAGAAGGAGAAGUCACGGAAGCACCGGAAGAGGUGCCGGAACAACAAGUUCCAUCAGAAAUCACACAGGCUCCCGAAACUGAAGUACCAAAACGCCCUGAAGAGGAACUAACAAGCGCUCCCGAAGAAAGCACACACGCGUCUCGUCCUCCUGCGCAAGAAACUACCGUUCCAUCAAGGGUAGAAUUAGAAACCACGCCCAAACCAGAGGAAAAGCAAACUACUCUUCCGGAAGCUACCACUAGUAAACCAGAGCUAGAAGAAACAAGCGGCCCCGAGGAAGAAAAAACGACUGAGCCAGUGUACACAGUAACACCUGAAAAACAACCAAGCGAAGGUUUAAUUACUGAAAGCGAACAUAAACCUGAGCAAGAUCUUUCAACAGUCGGUUUAUCUCACGUGACCGAAGAACCAAUUGUCACAGUAACAGCAGUAGCAGUUGACACAGAGACGCCUCUUGUUCAACAGGGCGAAAAAUCAGAAGAUCAGACCACCGCCGUGCCGCAAGUAACCGAAAAACCAGUGGACCAAUCUACCCAGCAUGAUAUUCCAAAAGAACAAGAGACUGAGGCACCGCAGAUUGCUGUAGAGGUUAUGCCCGCAAAGGAAGAGCCUAUAACCAAGGUACCUCCAGUUUCGGCAACUCAACCGGAAGAAGUACCUGAUAAGGACGUCGCGGCAACUGAACUGCCUUCCAUUGUGUCGUCUACGCAAAAACCAGCGUAUGAGUCAACUAAGCAGCCCGAAACAACUCCUACCGAAAGUAUAACUGAGCAUAUGGUACCUGGAGAAGGCAGCUGUUUGGUUGAUGGUCAAACUUUUGCCAAUAACUCCGAAGUGCCUCCAAUGGGACAUUGCCAAAUUUCUUGCAAGUGCUUAAGUUCAAUUCUACAGUGCGAAUCCGUAGCCUGUGAAGGUCCACCUUCACAUCUUCAUAACUGCAUGCCUGUCUACCAAGGCCCUGAUAGUUGUUGUCCAACAUAUAGUUGCAGUGUACCAGAACCAUCCGAAAUUGAGUCAGAUAGUCACAAGAUGGACGAAACAACAAUUAAAGAACAGCCAGUUACUAUUUCCAUACAAGUGUUGCCUGCAAAGACCGAGGAGCCAGUAACGGAAGCUGAAGUACCUAAGGAAUCUGAACAAACCACUUCGGCGCCUACGCAGAAAACAACACAGCAGGAGGAGUCGACAACCGCUGGUGCUGAAAAAGAGGUUACAGAGGUCGAAGUUCUUACAGAAGCACCGCUAAGUAAAGAACCAGAAGGAGGUGUUGCUAUAGGAGAUCGUAUUGAAACUGAGAGCCCUGUAACGGAAUCGACAACCUUGGGUCCGAAAGUACCGGAGGAAGAAACUGUGAAGCCAGUUUAUGUACCCGUUGUGGUACAACCACACCCGGAAGCUACAGCUGCGCCGACAGGAGUCACCCAAUCAGAAACAGAAUCAGAGAUUACCAGUUCGCCAACUUCAUCUCCUAAAACAGAGGAGGCAACGAAAUUACCUGAGGAGGAGGUUGUCACUAAAUCAGAAUCAGAGGUUACUACAGCCCAUGAAUUUGUCAGCUCAUCUACCUCAUCUCCAGUAUCCGACAUCGAGAAGGCAACGCAACAUGAGAAAGAUGCCACAGAGGCUACUACUCCGCAUGAGCUCAUCGGUUCAUCCACUGAGUCUGUAGAGACUGAAACUGAGGAGGCAACGAAAGCUCAGUUGCCUGAAAAAGUUGCCACUACAUCAGAAUCGGAAGCUACUACCUCCCAUGAGGUUGUCGGUGCAUCUACCUCAUCUCCAGAAGCUGAAGUCGAGAAGGUCACUGAAUCAGAAUCAGAAGCUACAACUCCGCAUGAGGUCAUUGGUUCAUCCACUGAAUCGGAAGCGACAAAAGCACAGUUGCCCGAGGAAGGUGCCACUAAAUCAGAGUCGGAAGCUACGCCCCAUGAGGUCAUUUCUGCAUCCACUGCAUCAGUAGAGGCCGAAACUGAAGAAGGGACGAAAGCUCAACUGCCUGAAGAUAUUGCCACUAAAUUAGAGUCGGAAGCUACUACGCCGCAUGAGCUCAUCGGUUCAUCCACUGAGUCUGUAGAGGCUGAAACUGAGGAGGCGACGAAAGCUCAUUUGCCUGAGGAAGUUGCCACUAAAUCAGAGUCGGAAGCUACUACUCCUCAUGUGAUCAUUGGUUCAUCUACUGCAUCGGUAGAGGCUGAAACUGAGGAAGUGACAAAAGCUCAGUUGCCUGAAGAAGUUGACACCAAAUCAGAAGCGGCACCUACUCCGCAUGAAGUGAUGACUACAUCCCCGAAAAUUGAAACCGAGGAAGUGACGCAAGAAGAUGUCGCGACCAAAGUCGAAUCGCAGGUAACUACGAUGCGUGCAUCUACUACUUUACCACCGGAAAGUGAAACAAUGGCACAUGAAGUUACUAGUCAAUCCACGUCAUUGCCAGAAAUCGAAGGAGAAGAAAAAGUUACUAGCAAACCCGAAGCUGUCACAGAAGGAGAAAUUCAUGAAACAACCUCAACGAUUCCCGAAAAAGGUGCUACAUCGGAAAGUUCUAUGACAACUGUUAAAUCCUCGGACGCCACAGAAAGUCUUGAACAUCAAGAGACCAAAUAUCCGUAUACUAAGACAACGGUCGUAACUGAACCUGCAGUCACACAACGGACCUCUGAUGCUAGUACAGACAGUGAGACUGAGAAACACACCACAAUUGAAGUAACUACAGCUGGUGCUGUAAUCACAGAAUCAUCGACUGCGGAACCGCACAAAGAAGAGCCUGAAAUUGAUGUAACUAAGGAAGUGCCAUCAGAAACUGAGAAGGAAUAUACCACCCAGAAAUUAAGUCAGCCCACGGAACCUUCCGUUCAGACCUCAAUGACUGAAGAAGAACCGCACCAAACCACUGAAGGCAAAUCAGAGACUGAGAAACAAGCUGAAGUUACAAUGCAACCAGAUGUUGAGGCAAGUAAAUCGCCCGAAGUUCAGACUACUCCAGAAGAAGUGACUGAGAAAGCGGUAACAGGCGCUCCAGAAACAACAACCGCGGAGAUUCUAUCGACAACUCCUCACCUUGAUCUGAAUCGUACCGACCUGUACACUACCAUAAGCGAAUCUUCUAGCAUUCACCCAGACUUAGGUCAUACGCCAGAAAUGCCCGACUACCACGUACCCGAAGACGAAUAUGAAGAAGAUCAUGGCACAUAUGGACCUGGUACUUGCCGAUAUGGUGGAAAAACGUUCGUCUCGGCGCAACAAAUACCUCGCGACGAUCCCUGCGAUUUCUGCUUCUGUUUCCGAAGCGACAUCAUCUGUCUACAACAAAGCUGUCCGCCUCCGAUUCCCAGAUGUCACGAGGAACCGAUCAGGGGAUUCUGUUGUCCUCGUUACGAAUGUCCAGUCUCUAUGGCUACCGCUGUAAAUAUCACGACCACGACUACCACGACCACAACAACGCUGCCUCCCCACUUCUUCUCGCAUCACUACAAAGGCAGAGCAAAACGACAAGGUUGCCUUGUGCAAGGCAAAGAUUAUCAAGUAGGUGAAGAUGUGGCAUCUGCAUCUGGUCCCUGUUUGCAGUGCAGCUGCGGUGGUGAUGGUCAAAUGAAAUGUGAUCCCAAACCUUGUAGUCCCGAACCUAUGAUUAGGAAAAUGAUAGCAGAGGUCGAGUCUAGGCGAAGAAGAUGAACAAUUUACGAUGAUUAGUGAUAAGUGCACUAGUGAUCCGCAUUGUGUGAGUGAUAGAAACAAUUUUGCAAUUGAAUAGUGUGAAACUUUUAAAACGAUUCGUAGCAUUCUCGGGUGCCAAAUUGAAAAUAAGACUAGGUAUAUCGUGCCUUUAAAGGAAACUCCAGCCAAGAGUUUCUGACCAGUGAGUGCAUGUAUUUACACGUGCAAUAAAGUGAUUGUAUACUCGAUUUAAUUAUUUAUAAUAACUUUUGACUGAAUUUUUUACUACUUUUUUAAAUUUAGAACUUUUUGUACGUGUCUCGUAUUUUGAUAGCCAUUUAAAAACCCAAGAUAAAGGGCUCCUUUGUUGUAUUGUUUAUUGUGUCGCACAUAAGACUCUGGACUGUUUGACUAGCAGAACGCUGCCAUUUUAAUGUAGUUUUUAUUAAAAACAUGUACACUCCCUUGUUCUGCCACUUGAACGUCUAGAUCGUUUUUGUAUAUUUAUGGAUGCUCAAUAUACUUAUAGAAUAUGUAGUAUUUAUCUUACUAUAAUUAAAAUGAACAAAUUAA
This is a messenger RNA of Photinus pyralis (common eastern firefly), 9050 nucleotides long. RefSeq names its product titin homolog. Bases 186 to 8495 code for a protein of 2769 amino acids. Lineage: Eukaryota; Metazoa; Arthropoda; Insecta; Coleoptera; Lampyridae. The transcript has 8 exons. Gene Ontology annotation, molecular function: protein binding. The record is from RefSeq and is a predicted model, not a curated record.